This is a messenger RNA of Carcharodon carcharias (great white shark), 3204 nucleotides long. RefSeq names its product lysyl oxidase homolog 2-like. Gene Ontology annotation, molecular function: copper ion binding; protein-lysine 6-oxidase activity. NCBI's taxonomy places the organism in Eukaryota, Metazoa, Chordata, Chondrichthyes, Lamniformes, Lamnidae. Gene Ontology annotation, cellular component: membrane. The coding region runs from base 231 to 2486 and encodes 751 amino acids. The record is from RefSeq and is a predicted model, not a curated record. Gene Ontology annotation, biological process: peptidyl-lysine oxidation. The transcript is spliced from 14 exons.
CGGCAAGAUCCAGCCGCUACAAGUUGGGGGCGGAAGAAAUUGAACAGUGACAGUCUGUGGGAUUGGAAAGGCGACAGAGGCGGCGGCCAGGGAACUGAAGCGGAAUCCAUUCCCGUCAUUAGCAGGAAUAGCAGGAUCCAAAAUCUUGGAGGCAAUUGGACAGACCUCUGGAACGUGAGACAAAAGAAUAUAGCAAAGAUUUCUCGACUGGGUGAAGCAAGUGAAGGAGGAUGGAAGGCAUCUUUGGUGCUCUCCAUCAAUAUCUGGUGCUGGUGUUUCUCUACUGCACCUUAGAGCUUCACUGUUUGGCACAUGAUGACGGGCAACAGGUCCCCAAGAUUCAGCUGCGACUAGCAGGCCGGAGGAAGAAAGGGAACGAGGGGAGAGUUGAGGUCUACUAUAAUGGCGAGUGGGGCACUGUGUGCGAUGAUGAGUUCUCCAUUGCCACGGCUACUGUCAUCUGUAAAGAACUGGGCUUCAUCUACGCAGAAAAAUGGGUACCUGGCGCCAAGUAUGGCAGAGGCAAAGGCCGCAUCUGGAUCGAUAACGUCCGUUGCACUGGUGCGGAGAAGACCCUUGCAGCUUGUGCUUCCAAUGGCUGGGGGGUCACUGAUUGCAAGCACACCGAAGAUGCUGGAGUAGUAUGCAGCGAGCAAAGAGUACCUGGGUUCAGAUUCAUCAAUACCUUGAUCAACGAUAUCGAGGAAGAGCAGUUGCAAGUGCAAGAUGUUCGCAUCAAGGGAGUCUUUAGUUCAUCCAGGAUUCGUAUGCCUAUUACUGAGGGUUAUGUCCAAGUGAAGCAGGAUGGAGAAUGGAAGCCAAUCUGUAACACUGACUGGACAUCCAUGAACAGCAGAGUCAUCUGUGGCAUGUUUGGAUUCCCAGCAGAGAAAAACUACAACAUGAAGAUUUACAAAACUUUUGCAAGCAGGACGAAGCAUGCCUACUGGCCCUACAGCAUUAACUGUACGGGCAAUGAAGCCCACCUGUCCAGUUGUAACCUGGGCCACUCUGUGGUGAACAGAAACAACAGCUGUCCGAGCCAGAUGCCUGCCGUUGUGAGCUGUGUGGCAGGCAGAGCCUUCGCUGCUAUCAGCACCACUCGAGUCAGAAAGGCCUUCCAGAUUGAGAAACCAUUGGCUCGCCUGAGGGGAGGACCCAAGAUCGGAGAGGGCAGAGUGGAAGUGAUGAAGGAUGGCCAAUGGGGAACGGUCUGUGAUGAUCGCUGGAGUCUCCUGGCAGCUAGUGUGGUGUGUCGAGAACUGGGCUUUGGGACGGCCAAGGAAGCUUUAAUCGGAGCAAGAAUGGGGAAGGGAAUCGGCUUGACCCACAUGAACCAGGUGUCGUGCACGGGCUUUGAGAGGUCCAUCGUUGACUGCAAGUUUAACCAAGAUAACCUGUGUAAUCACGAUGAAGAUGCUGCAGUACGUUGUAACAUCCCUGCCAUGGGCUUUGAGAAACAAAUCCGCCUGUCUGGGGGACGUACUCAAUAUGAAGGCCGUGUGGAGGUACUUGCUCAGAAGAAUGGCGCCUUGAGAUGGGGAACGAUCUGCAGCCACAACUGGGGCAUCAAGGAAGCCAUGGUGGUGUGCAGGCAACUGGGUCUUGGCUUUGCUGACCAUGCAGUUCAGGAGACUUGGUUCUGGGAAGGUGACCCGAGUGCUGAUGAAGUGGUGAUGAGUGGUGUCAAAUGUUCGGGCACUGAGAUGUCACUUUUCCAGUGUCUUCACCAUGGUACAGAGUUGGACUGUCCCAACAGAGGGGGACAAUUUGCUGCUGGGAUCUCCUGUACUGACGCUGCUUCCGACCUGGUUCUGAAUCCCCGGGUGGUUGAGGAGACCUCCUAUUUGGAGAAUCGGCCCCUGUCUAUGCUGACGUGUGCCAUGGAAGAGAACUGUUUGACCAGCUCGGCUAUUGGCUUGCCACCUCUGACCAACUUCCGUCGGCUGCUGAGAUUCUCCUCUCAAAUCCACAACAAUGGAGAAGCUGACUUCAGGCCCAAAGCUGGUCGCCAUGACUGGAUCUGGCAUGAGUGUCACAGGCACUACCACAGCAUGGAAGUGUUUACAAACUAUGACCUAUUGAUGCUGAAUGGAUCAAGAGUUGCUGAGGGACACAAGGCUAGUUUCUGUCUCGAGGACACAGAGUGUGACUCAGAGGAAAGGAAGAACUACCAGUGUGCCAAUUUUGGUGAACAGGGCAUCACUGCUGGCUGCUGGGACACAUAUCGACAUGACAUUGACUGCCAAUGGAUUGAUAUUACCGACGUGCCCCCAGGGGAGUACAUACUGCAGGUUAUCAUCAAUCCUAACUUUGAAGUGGUUGAGUCAGACUACAGCAAUAAUGUUGUGAAAUGUCGGUGCAAAUAUGAUGGACAUCGUAUCUGGACUUACAACUGUCAUGUUGGUGGUUCCUUCAGCUCCGAGUCAGAAGAGAUUUUUGACCAUUUUCCUGGAUUAAUGAGUAACCACCUGUUUAACUGGUAACACCAUAGCAGAGAUGAAGUUUUACCAAAAAGGAAUGUCCGGUUACAUACUGUCAAUGGCAGAGACUGACCUGUGGUUCUUAAUUCAAUAUUGGUGCUACUGUUACCACUGUAAGGAUAGUGUGCUGUGGAACAAAUAUCCUGCUUUGUAAGGUUUGUUCCAUUCCACUGAGCAACAUACUGAAUUCUACCAAUCCUCAACAAGAGAAAAACACACAAAAAUCACACCUUGGCUUCAGUCUAAAGCUAAGUGUCUCUCUCUCUCUCUCUCAACUUCUCCAUUUCCUGGCCAGGCUGUAGUUGGCAGGCUUGGGUAAGGCUGGCAUGCAUUAUAGUUCUGACUGGCUCUUGGCCAGGGCGAUAGAGAUAUCCAGCAGAGAGACUCGAAGCCAAAGAGAGCUGCGGCAGUGUUCAAAGUUUCUUUGAACUCUUGCAACAUAGUCCUAUGAAGGGGAGGCAUAUCUGACUCAAAAGCUCAAGGGUGUUGUGUGUGUGGCAGGCGGGGAGGGGGCGGGUGGGGGUGGAAUGGUUCAUAGAUAACAAUAUCUUUCUGAAUUGGAAUGCUCGAAUCCUCUAAGAUCCAUGUCUAUAGACCUCUUUGUACCCUGCUUGUCCUGGUUUGCUUUGUACAGUACUGAACAUUGCAGCAAUGUGUCCUGAGUUUAGAUAUUUACUUGGAAUUUAAAAACAAACACCACUCUAAUAAACAACUUACAGUA